Molecule: messenger RNA, 687 nt
Organism: Trichoderma asperellum CBS 433.97
Lineage: Eukaryota; Fungi; Ascomycota; Sordariomycetes; Hypocreales; Hypocreaceae
Biological process (GO): endoplasmic reticulum to Golgi vesicle-mediated transport; vesicle fusion
Cellular component (GO): cis-Golgi network; SNARE complex; Golgi medial cisterna
Molecular function (GO): SNAP receptor activity
Source: RefSeq, a predicted model, not a curated record
AUGGCCACAUCAUCAGGAAACGCUGGCUGGGCCCAGCUACGCCAACAGGCACGAUCAUUAGAGAAUCAGACGGAGAGUCUGUUUCAUACCUACUCCCAAUUCUCUACUGCGUCUAAUAUUCCGGCCAAACCAACGCCCGAGGAGCGUGAUGUAGAAGCAAAGCUAGAAGAAGUGCUAGACAAGCGCGACAACGUCAUUGGCCAACUCGCUCGACUCCUGGAUUCGGAAGCAUCCCUUAACACAUCCGCGCUCAAGCAGAACAACUUAUCCCUGCUCCGAGAGAAACUUUCGUCUCACCGACGCGACCUCACCCGGCUCAGAUCCACUCUCCAGCAAGCCCGCAAUCGCGCCAAUCUCCUGACCAACGUCCAGUCUGACAUUGACGAGUAUCGGGCGAACAACCCGGAAGCUGCCGAGGCUGAUUAUAUGCUGGACGAACGCAAUCGCAUCGACCGAAGCCACGAUGUGACAGAUAGCGUCCUCAGCCAAGCGUAUGCCAUUAAUGACAGCUUUAUUGUACAAAGGGAGACUCUCGCCAGCAUCAACCGAAGGAUAACCAUGGCGGCGAGCAAGGUACCGGGCAUCAAUUCAAUAAUCGGACGUAUAACAUCGAGAAAGAGGAGAGAUGGGAUUAUCAUGGGGACAUUUAUUGCGCUGUGCUUCAUCGUCUUUUUCUGGCUGAGAUGA